Messenger RNA from Phragmites australis (common reed), 2274 nucleotides. RefSeq lists its product as uncharacterized. NCBI's taxonomy places the organism in Eukaryota, Viridiplantae, Streptophyta, Magnoliopsida, Poales, Poaceae. The transcript is spliced from 7 exons. Gene Ontology annotation, biological process: DNA repair; telomere maintenance. Bases 1 to 2274 code for a protein of 757 amino acids. The record is from RefSeq and is a predicted model, not a curated record. Gene Ontology annotation, molecular function: DNA helicase activity.
AUGGCCUUGGUGCAGAAGUACGGUAAACCAGACAUCUUCCUCACCAUGACUUGCAACCCUAACUGGGAAGAAAUACUUAGGGAGCUUGAACCUGGCCAGACACCACAAGACCGUCCUGAUCUUGUUGUGCGAGUAUUUAGAGCCAAAUUAGAUGAUCUCAAGUUUCAGCUCUUCCAUAAUCACAUCCUUGGUGUUGUUGCGAAUCAAAAUCGCACAUGCAAGAGCUAUUAUCCACGCCAGAUUACUAAUACAACUCUCCAAGGCAAGGACUCUUACCCCAUCUACAGAAGACGGGAUGAUGGGCAAAAGGUACAUGUAAGAGGGCACGUCUUGGACAACAGAUGGGUUGUACCAUAUAAUCCUAAGCUACUAAGGAGGUAUGACUGCCACAUCAACGCCGAGGUUUGUUCAAGCAUUAAGGCUGUCAAGUACCUUUACAAAUACAUCUACAAGGGUCAUGACAAGGCAUCUGUUUCUAUCAAUUAUGCCAAUGGCAAUCAUGAGAUUAAUGAGAUCGAUGAUUACAGGGAAGCUAGAUGGGUAGCCCCACAGGAGGCAUUGUGGAGAAUCUUUGCCUUCGAUCUUAGUGGGAUCUUCCCCCCAGUGCUCCAGCUGCAACUUCAUCUCCCUGGCAUGCAUCUCGUGUCCUACAAGGAUAACGCGAAUGCGAAUUGUGAGUUCCCGUGGGCACGAAGCAUACUAUAUAGGGAAUUCCCAGAAUAUGCAGUUUGGAACCCUACAUUAAAGAAAUGGAAGAAGAGAAAACAACGCACACAGGUUGGAAGGAUAAUCUCAGCGCAUCCUGUAGAGGGAGAAAGAUACUAUCUAAGGGUACUACUAAACCACGUGGCAGGUGCUACUUCAUAUGAAAAUCUAAGGACAUUUGAUGGUGUUGUCUACCGUACCUUCCGAGAAGCUGCUGAGAAAAGAGGUCUUAUUGAGUCAGACAAUAACAUUGAUGAUUGCCUAACAGAGGUUGAAAUAUUCCAUAUGCCAUCAUCUCUCCGAAGGCUGUUUGCCACAAUAUUGGUUUUCUGUGAACCCAACGAUGUCCGUGGGAUAUGGAACAAGCACCUAGAGGCAAUGUCCGAUGACUUCCGACGAGACCAAAUGAACUCACAUGUAGUUGAACAAAUGGUUCUGUUGGAUAUUAGAAAUAUGCUACAAUCAAUGGGUAAGGACAUAUCAUCAUUCCCUCUUCCUGAGAUCGAAGAGGAGCAUGACACCAUCGGUAAUGGAACUACAUUCUUUGUUGAUGGUCUUGGAGGGACCGGAAAGACAUUCCUAUACAAAGCUUUGCUAGCAAAGGUCCGUAGUGAGGGAAAAAUAGCUGUUGCUACUGCAACAUCUGGUGUUGCUGCCUCAAUCCUGUCUGGAGGUAGGACUGCACACUCAAGAUUUAAGAUAUCACUGGGCAUACAAGAAGGAGGAGUGUGUAACUUUACAAAGCAGAGUGAGACCGCGAAACUUCUUCGAAUGGCUCCACUUAUAUUAUGGGAUGAGGUCUCUAUGACAAAAAGGCAAGCAAUUGAGGCACUUGAUAAGAGCCUAAGAGACAUCAUGGAAAAGCCUGAUCUACCAUUUGGAGGAAAGACGAUUGUUUUUGGAGGCGACUUCAGGCAGCUGAGGCUUGUUCGUAAUACGAGGGCUCAAUCAGAUCCAUGGUUUUCUAAAUACCUACUACGUAUCGGGAAUGGCACUGAAGAAACUGUGAAAGAUGACUAUGUAAAGAUACCUGACGAGAUAUGUGUGCCUUACACUGGUGCAGAAUCUGACAUUGAUAAUCUUAUUGAUAGAGUGUUUCCUAUGUUAGCAACACACAUAUCCAAUUCAGACUACAUCACAUUUCGCGCUAUUUUGUCAACAAGGAAUGAAAACGUCGAUGACAUAAACAUGAGGCUUAUCGAACGAUUUCCUAGUGAUGAGAUGGUCUAUCAUAGCUAUGAUCUUGCAAUUGAUGAUCCAAACAACUACUACCCUCCUGAAUUCUUGAAUUCUCUAACCCCAAAUGGAUUACCACCGCACAUCCUCAAGCUAAAGGUCAAUUGCCCUGUGAUUUUGCUCAGAAAUCUAGAUCCAGCUAAUGGUUUGUGUAAUGGGACAAGGGCUUUUGACAAGUACAUUCGAGCUCAACCUGUCUACAAUGAGAAAGACGACUGUAGACUGACACACAAGACCGGCUUCAUGGGAGAAGACGGCUGCCAAAUCCUGGGUACGCUCCAAGAUAUCUCCUGGAAGCAGUACAUUCCUACUGGGCAACGUACACAUCAGUGA